UUGGUCCACACACUGUCAUAAGGAGGCCGGAUCUGUCGCUGAUUGGUUGAUGAGCUGCGCCGCUGAGGAAUGCUGGGUGGAGGGAGAACAGGAAGACCUCCGGGGCCCCGCUACUAUCUCACCUCCCAUUGGACCGCCUCGUAUUUAUUUUUGUAUAGGCGGCCCGUGAUUGGUCGGUGAUUACGUGAUGCAGAGGAUGUUGCUCGGCGCUGGGUGAUGUGGGAGUGUGGAGGGGAUUGAGUCGCCGGUAACCGGGAAAUACGGAGGGAAUGGCGGCGGCCGCCGCUCCCUCUGCGGCUCCCGCUGUCCCUCCUCCUCCGCCCCCGCCUCCUGCCCCGGGCACCGGACGGUUACCCAGCCGUGUGCUGGAGCUAGUCUUCUCCUACCUGGACCUGUCAGACCUCCGGAGCUGCGGCCUGGUGUGUAAGCACUGGCAUCGCUGCCUGCACGGCGACGAGAACAACGAUGUGUGGCGGAGCCUGUGCCUGCGGACGGUCAGCGAGGAGGCGCUGCGGACUGACGUGCUGUGUAACCUGCCCACCUACAAGGCGAAGGAGGUGGUCUCUCCAAGGGUGUCAUGGUCUCAAGGAAAAACACUUACGGUACGAGCCUUCCAGCAUGGCUUCAGCUCCAACGAUUGCUCUAGGAAUGUUUACAUUAAGAAGAAUGGUUUUACUCUGCACCGGAAUCCAAUUGCUCAGAGCACUGACGGGGCACGCACCAAAAUUGGCUUCAGUGAGGGUCGGCAUGCCUGGGAAGUAUGGUGGGAAGGGCCGCUUGGCACAGUGGCAGUUAUCGGCAUUGCAACAAAACGGGCUCCCAUGCAGUGUCAGGGUUAUGUGGCGCUCCUCGGAAGUGAUGAUCAGAGUUGGGGCUGGAACCUAGUUGAUAAUAACCUAUUGCACAAUGGAGAAGUGAAUGGGAGUUUUCCACAAUGCAAUAACGCACCCAAAUAUCAGAUAGGUGAAAGGAUCAGAGUAAUCUUGGAUAUGGAAGACAAGACCUUGGCCUUUGAGCGUGGCUAUGAGUUUUUAGGAGUGGCAUUUAGGGGACUUCCAAAGACCUGUCUAUAUCCAGCAGUCUCUGCAGUGUACGGAAACACAGAAGUGACUUUGGUCUACCUAGGGAAACCGCUGGAUGGAUAACUCUUCUCCAGAAGAUGGCCGUGGCCAGACAGGAGGGGCUGUGCAUGCAAUGGAGCAGAAGGCGCCCCCGCUCUGCGGGUACCCACAGGACAGAAGUGAUCGGGGGAUCAUCCUUCCUUACUCAAGACUUGGAAGGCUUUCCACCUCAUCCCAGUGUGAUCUGGGAGAGUCUGUGGGUUGUUGCUGUGUGUAUGGCGACUAUGGGUUGUAUUUUUUAUCCCAGUUGUUGACAGUCUGUUAUUGUGUCGGUUUGGUGAUUGUGCAAUGGAAACCAGUGUUCUUAGCUAACAGAUGCAGGGAUGAGGGGAGCAAAGUAUAUCGCUCCUUCUUUCUAGAGGGAUCUCCUGUUUGGUGUUUGUUUUUUAAUCUCUUUGUUCAAUGCCCUAGCUGUAACAUCUGCCAUAGGGUUAUAUGAUUUUUAUCCAUGCCACUGUUUUUAAACCUCUAUUUUAAGUGGUAUCUCUAGGGUACUUUUGGGUACUUUUUUUUUUUUUUAAACACAAAUCGAGCUGCCAUCCCCACCGUGUGUUUAUAGAUGGCUCACUCAGGUGGGGUUUCUUUAAAGGGAAGCUAUAAUUUUAGCAUUUUAUCAGUGACAAUAGACCUUUUGUUUUAUGGAGCAAGGUUCUAGUUUAAAUAAUAUCCUAUUUAAGGGUCUAUCCGCAUGUACAGUAUCCUGCGUAGGAUUUGAUGCUGCAGAUUUGUUGCAGUGUUCAAUCAUUUAGUUUACAUUGAAAUCUGCAGCAUCCUAUAGGCGCAGGUGACUGUACAUGUGAAUACACCCUAAAGGGACAAUCCAAGAAAAACUAAUGCUGUGUUUUGUCUCAUGCAGGGUCUGGGGGAGGAGGUGUAUGGCUCAGGGAAUCAAAGUAUUUACAAAAUCCCUCUGUUGUAUACUGCCCCCUUCAGUUCUGCACUUUACCAUACCGGACACUCCAGCUUAUGUUAAGUAUAACUUAAAGGGGUAUUCCAGGAAAAAAAAUUUUAUAUAUCAACUGGCUCCAGAAAGUUAAACAGAUUUGUAAAUUACUUCUAUUAAAAAAAUCUUAAUCCUUUCAAUAAUUAUCCGCUUCUGAAGUUGAGUAGUUGUUUUCUGUCUGGCAACAGUGCUCUCUGCUGACAUCUCUGCUUGUCUCGGGAACUGCACAGAGUAGUAGAGGUUUGCUAUGGGGAUUUGCUUCUAAACUGGACGGUUCCCGAGACAGGUUUAAUCAGAGAGCACUUAGACAGAAAACAACAAUUCAAAUUCAGCAGCUCAUAAGUACUGAAAGGAUUAAGAUUUUUUAAUAGAAGCCAGUUGAUAUAUAUAAAAAAAAUUUUUUUCCUGGAUGACCCCUUUAAAGGGGUACUCCGGUGGAAAACAAUUUAAUUUAUUUUUUCAAAUCAACUGAGGCAGAAAGUUAAAACAGAAUCGUAAUUUACUUCUAUUUAAAAAUCUCAAUCCUUCCACUACUUA
This is a messenger RNA of Hyla sarda, 2601 nucleotides long. It is a transcript of the gene FBXO45, whose product is annotated as F-box protein 45. The coding region runs from base 270 to 1145 and encodes 291 amino acids. Gene Ontology annotation, biological process: synapse assembly involved in innervation; proteasome-mediated ubiquitin-dependent protein catabolic process. The transcript is spliced from 4 exons. Gene Ontology annotation, molecular function: protein binding. The record is from RefSeq and is a predicted model, not a curated record. NCBI's taxonomy places the organism in Eukaryota, Metazoa, Chordata, Amphibia, Anura, Hylidae. Gene Ontology annotation, cellular component: SCF ubiquitin ligase complex; synapse.